Molecule: messenger RNA, 1809 nt
Organism: Coniophora puteana RWD-64-598 SS2
Lineage: Eukaryota; Fungi; Basidiomycota; Agaricomycetes; Boletales; Coniophoraceae
Exons: 3
Coding region: 1-1809 (602 amino acids)
Source: RefSeq, a predicted model, not a curated record
AUGCAGAACGCACUGGGAUGGGCGACGGAGAACGCAGAGCCCGGCAGGCGCGUCUGGUCGCGCCCCCUCGGGUUGACCGAGAGCGCUUUCUACUACGACCAUAUGUUGAAUGGCACCGCUACCACGUCCAUGAACGUCCAUCUGCGCACCACCGACCCGUCUUUGAGCAUGUUCUCACCAGAGAAUGUGCGCCGCGCAUGGAGCUCAGUUCGUCAACGAUUACCACUCCUCUGCACGCGUAUCGAGGAGCGCCGCAGUCCUUCUCCCAGUACCGAUCUCGAGGCGCAGGAACACACACCCCACUUCGUGCUGCAUGAAGCUGACAUCCAGGAGAAAGUAUGCGAAACAUUGUCCUUUGGAAGCGUAGGGGACCCAGAGGAAGUCGACGCGUUCAUACAGGCGAUCCAGGACGGCCCACGGUACAUAUCCAGAAAUGCCAUCUCGCGAAUGCACAUCUUGCACAGGGCCGAUUGUCCCGCGGGCACCGAAUUGCACGUGGUGUUCGUGUUGGCGCACUGCAUCACAGACAGCUUGGGCACUAGCACGGUUCUACGGUCGUUCUUUGACACGCUGGCGUCGAAAAGGGAGCACCCGUAUCUGCCUCUGGAGGCGAGGCUGGGCUUGUACAGACCGCUAGAGGAGAAGGUGUCGUACGGGGACCUGAGCAUGGCCCAACGGCGAUGGAGAAGAGCAAUCGGGUGGGCAAUCCAUUCUGUACGGAAGAGAAGCAUCAAGGGCGGCCAUACGCUCCCCUGGAAAUUAACAACCCGCUCCGCGUCAACGCCCGCCCGCUCGCGACUCCUCGUGCACACCUUCACGCGUGGGGAAUCCGACCGCAUCAUCGCGAGCUGCAGACGCGCACGCACGACACUCAACGCGGCAUAUUACGUUCUCGGCCAGGUCGCGCUUGCGCGGGUCCUCGCGCGGCGGUAUCUAGCAGGCGAAAUGUCCGCCGCCGAGUGGACGUACCGCACGCGGGAGCCCAUGUUCUUCUACGGCCCGCUGAACCUCCGGCCGUACCUCGAGCAGCCCGAGGGCGGGACGGGCAUGGGCGAUAUGGGCAUGCACAUCAGCUGGUACGAGUGGGUGCUCCCGCACAUGCCGCUGGGCCCGCUCGCGCGCGUGCGCAGUCCGGGGGAGUACACGGGUCCGUUGGCGGACGGUGCGCCUCCGUUCGAGGCGCUGAUGGGCCGGAAGCGGUUCUUUCAUCGCUGUGCGCUUCUUGGCGAUCAGGCGGACAAGAUGUUCAGGCAUCCCAGGUUCGUUGAUGUGGCGGUAGCCUCGCACGCGGGCAGAGCUGCAGCGUCGAAAAAGGCAGCGCUGGAGUGGCUGAAGGAGGGAGAGGGCAUACGCAAGGAUGCGGAGGAGGUAAGACCGGAGAGGCUCCGAGACGGUGAUCAUGUCUGUGCACAAAGCGGAUCAAGUCUGGGGGAUAUGGAUUUCCUCAUCCCGCGUAAAUAUCCUCUGCCUUCGACACAUCCUCUUUCACCUCUGUCUCCCAAUCCAAGUCCAAUUAGAGCUGGUUAUCCGCCUUCACUCGAACAAUUCGUUCCGGACCACGAAAAGCACCCGGCGCCUAACUUGUUCGUAGACUAUUGGCGAACUCACCUCCAUGCACGGCCCCUCUCGCUUUACUUCGGUGCGGCAACACUCCACCAAAGGCUGGAAUUCUUCGCAUUCAUUGACGAGAACGUUUUCGCGGAACAAGACGUAAAAGAGAUGGUGCGGGAGAUUAUAGCUGCGUCGGAAUGGUAUCUGGGGAGGGAUGAACGAAAGGUGGAUGCAAUGCCUCUGCAGAGCCGUUUGUAA